Messenger RNA from Loa loa (African eye worm), 332 nucleotides. RefSeq lists its product as hypothetical. Lineage: Eukaryota; Metazoa; Nematoda; Chromadorea; Rhabditida; Onchocercidae. The annotation marks the transcript as partial. The transcript is spliced from 3 exons. The record is from RefSeq and is a predicted model, not a curated record.
AUGGCAGGAUUCGAUUUGUCGUUGAUAUUUAUUUUAUCAAAUGGUAUAAAACCGAUACCCGGCUGCGGCACAUUCGCCUGCUUCACUUCUGAGUCAUUUCGCACCUAUUGGGGAAUGUCCAAUAUGGUUGUCAAUUUACUAUCGUGUUUAUUGACAAUCGUCGUUGCACUGUUGCUCAAAAUGAGGAAAAUGCGAAAUGCAAUCGGCAAUAAUAGUAUUGUCCGAAAAAAAGAGGAUAAGUGGGCAAGCCGAGCAUCAUUUUAUGUUCUUAUCGUAUCAGCAAUAUUUGGUGUUAUUCCGGGUGGAAUAAACGGUUGUGCACAAAAAAUUGA